AUAUAAAUUGACAUUGAAGUAAUUUUAUACCGGUGUAACGUGUCUCAUUUGAAACUUACAUGAAUAACAUAACCUCUUCCGGACAAAACAUAACCUUAAAAUUAAUAUUAGAAUAUUUGAAUUGAUAUGUCACAAUAAGUACAGAUAUAAAAUUUAGUCCUUAAAAAAUGUCCAUAGCGUAGCUUUCAGUGCAUAAGAAAUUGUAUAAUACAAUAAAAAUAAAUAUUGAUUGUACAGAUUUAAAAGGAAGCCAUUUUCUAUUAUGUAGAUAGUAAACCUACUAUAGUGAGACUUUUGUCUCAAUAUCAAAUACGCGCAUCAUCGAGGGUCUACAGUUCUCGUGCGACAAAAGUAAAUAUUGCAAAGUGUUCACAGUAUUUUACGGGAGGAAAAGAAAUUUUUCUCCUGGAAGUAUCACGAUGUCGUAUUCGUUCGUUUGAACAAUAAAAUAAGCGAAACGAAGAUGAUGUUUUGCUGUUUGAGGAACUGUUUUGACGGCCUUGGCUUUGCCGCAACACAAACUCCGAAGAAAGAACCAAAUCCUAUAGCUUUAGAUACAUCUUACAUGGGACAUGAAGUUGUGAUAGUAAAAAAUGGUCUAAGAGUGUGUGGUCGUGGUGGUGCCUUAACGAAUGCUCCGCUUGCCCAAAGUAAAAGUUAUUUUGAAGUUAAAAUACAGCAAGGUGGUAUAUGGGCAAUCGGAUUAGCCACAAGAAACACAGAUCUGAAUGUUGCGACUGGGGGAAAUGAUACAGAAAGUUGGGCUCUUAAUUCGGAUGGUAUUAUAAGGCAUAAUCAGCAAGAAGUACAUAAAAUACAAAGCCAGGUUCAAGAAGGCGAUAUUAUUGGAAUAUCUUAUGAUCAUAUAGAACUUAAUUUCUAUUUAAAUGGAAAAUCAAUGGAUGCACCUGUGAUGGGCAUAAAAGGAACUGUGUUUCCAGUACUUUACGUGGAUGAUGGGGCCAUUUUAGACUUAAUUUUGGAUAAUUUCGCUCAUCCUCCACCUACAGGAUUUGAAAAGAUAAUGCUAGAGCAAUCGCUGCUCUAGCAAAAAAGUGUUAAGGUAUUAUUGUCAUAUUCUUUUGGGAUUGACUUUAUCAAAGCAUUUUAUGUCCAUCUUAUAUUUGUCUAAUGUUAAAAUACAGAAUCAAAAAUUGUUAUAAUUUAAACAAGCUCUUAACGUAAUUUUACGAACAAAGUAUAUUUCUCUUAAUGAUAAUGUACAAAUAUAUUUAAUUAGCAAUUGCAAAAUAAACAUUUUAAUUUAUA
Megachile rotundata (alfalfa leafcutting bee) is the source of this 1269-nucleotide messenger RNA. Its product is annotated as SPRY domain-containing protein 7. Lineage: Eukaryota; Metazoa; Arthropoda; Insecta; Hymenoptera; Megachilidae. Gene Ontology annotation, molecular function: protein binding. The record is from RefSeq and is a predicted model, not a curated record.